AUGCUUCGUUCGGUAAUAUCUCGCUUUUCGAGGCCAUUGGCCGUGUCUACAAAGCAAUGUCGGGUCUUUAAUAGAAGCUAUGCUUCUGCCCCAAAGUCUUCGUUUGAUUGGGAAGACCCAUUAGCGAGCAAGAGCUUGCUCACAGAGGAGGAAUUAGCUAUCUCGGAGACCGCAGAGCGAUACUGCCAAGAGCGAUUACUACCGCGAGUUUUACAGGCAUAUCGUGACGAAUACUAUGAUCCAGCUAUCUUGCUCGAAAUGGGUGAACUCGGCCUCCUCGGCGCGAAUCUUCAAGGCUACGGUUGCGCCGGCGCAUCGACUGUAGCAUCGGGCCUAAUUACUCGGGCCGUUGAACGAGUUGACAGCGGGUACCGAUCUGGCAUGUCGGUUCAAUCCUCGCUAGUUAUGGGUGGGAUUUAUGAGUUUGGUACUAAGGAGCAGAAAGAGAAAUAUCUGCCCGAGAUGGCAAAGGGUAAACUUCUUGGAGCAUUUGGACUCACGGAACCCAAUCACGGUAGCGACCCGGGAUCAAUGGAGUCGACGGCGCGACCGCACCCAACGAAAAAGGGUUAUUUACUUUUAAGUGGUUCCAAAACUUGGAUCACCAAUUCACCUAUUUCGGAUGUGCUUCUGGUAUGGGCGAAGUUACAGGAGACUGGCAAGAUCAAGGGAUUUCUUAUAGAUAAAAAGGAUUGCCCUCCCGGCACCCUGGAGACGCCGGCUAUCAAGAAUAAGACCGGACUUAGGGCCAGUAUUACGGGCAUGAUUCAUAUGGAUAAUUGCCCGAUACCGGAAGAAAAUAUGUUCCCUGAUGUUGAGGGCUUGACUGGUCCCUUUACAUGUUUAAAUAGCGCUCGGUAUGGUAUUUCCUUUGGCACUAUGGGCGCCUUGGAAGACUGUAUUGCUCGGGCACGGGGAUAUGCUCUGGAGCGGAAACAGUUCAAGAGUAACCCUAUUGCCAAGUAUCAGUUAGUGCAGAAGAAGCUGGCGGAUGCUGCGACGGACGCUGCAUAUGGCGUGCUCGCAUCGAUACAGGUUGGUAGGCUUAAGGAUGAAGGGAAAGUUACACCGGAUAUGAUUAGUAUGGUAAAAAGACAAAAUUGCGACCGUGCGCUUGUGAACGCGAGGGCAUUGCAAGAAAUAUUCGGGGGUAAUGCGGUUAGCGAUGAGUAUGGAAUCGGAAGGCAUGUAGCCAACCUAUUUGUGACUCAGACUUAUGAAGGACAGAGCGAUAUUCACAGCCUCAUUCUCGGAAGAGCCAUAACUGGGCUCCAGGCCUUUGUAUAA
This is a messenger RNA of Daldinia childiae, 1287 nucleotides long. RefSeq names its product Glutaryl-CoA dehydrogenase, mitochondrial. Gene Ontology annotation, cellular component: mitochondrial inner membrane. Gene Ontology annotation, biological process: fatty acid beta-oxidation using acyl-CoA dehydrogenase; fatty-acyl-CoA biosynthetic process. The transcript is spliced from 3 exons. The coding region runs from base 1 to 1287 and encodes 428 amino acids. The record is from RefSeq and is a predicted model, not a curated record. Gene Ontology annotation, molecular function: glutaryl-CoA dehydrogenase activity; fatty-acyl-CoA binding; flavin adenine dinucleotide binding. Lineage: Eukaryota; Fungi; Ascomycota; Sordariomycetes; Xylariales; Hypoxylaceae.